Lates calcarifer (barramundi perch) is the source of this 5075-nucleotide messenger RNA. RefSeq names its product EH-domain containing 3 (gene ehd3). The record is from RefSeq and is a predicted model, not a curated record. The transcript has 8 exons. Gene Ontology annotation, biological process: endocytosis; endosomal transport. NCBI's taxonomy places the organism in Eukaryota, Metazoa, Chordata, Actinopteri, Centropomidae. The coding region runs from base 1037 to 2644 and encodes 535 amino acids. Gene Ontology annotation, molecular function: GTP binding; calcium ion binding; protein binding. Gene Ontology annotation, cellular component: plasma membrane; cytoplasm.
UCGACUCGGCAUUUAAAUUGAGCUGCAGGACAUCAGCUGCUGCUACAUUCAGCGCUGUACUGUGACAGUAAAUAACCCGUGGUGCUAGCAGAAACAGGUUACCCUUGUUUUUGUCUCGAAAGCGACAGAAUUAUCAGUUGACCCCGAGGAGGUUUGGGUUAUUUUAUUGGCAGAAGAGCGGGAGCAGUUGAACAAUAACGGUGGUUGCGCUCUGACAGCAGCUCGGUGCAUCAUUUUUGGGAUUCCUCUGCUAGCUGUUGGACGAAAUUAAAUAGCGGUAACGUGAUGUUGUGCAUGAGCAGCAUGAUUUAGGUGUUUCCUGGGCAGUGUUUGUUUGCUGAAAUAGAUCGGUAAACAAAAUCAAACUCACUGAAUGCAGUGUUUUUUCGGCCCAGGAGCAUAAGUGGCCUGGACUUGGGAGGACCGAUAGACUCGAUGAUGAGAGUGCAUUUGAAGGGUCAAGUUUAAAUUCUGAUAAAUAGACACAAAAAAUAGAUUUUUUUUGUAGGUGUAGAGACAAAAUAUUAAAGCAGUUUAAUCGUGAACAUAAUAUCAGGACAAAUCCUAAUACAUCAAAAACAACACUCACCAACCAUUUAGAAUAGCAGGGCAGACAAGAGACUGACUUAAACUGUUACAUAAAAUAUCUCUGCCAUUUUUUUAAAUUUUUGCAGACAUUUUUUCCCCAAAACAGACUUUUAAAAGAGAUGUUACCUCUUUUUUUCUAGAAAAUUCCAGCAGAAUAUAACCUGGAGAACCAGUUUUCUUUCCUGUUUUUCAGUGUGUAUAUUUAACUAACCGUUUUUGUGUAAAUUUAAAGUUGGGCCUCAAGUUAUUUGUUUUUGGAUUAGAUUAAGUCUUAGCUUCAACUGACUUUUUGAAACAGACUUUAAGUUUGGAGCUCCUCUUGUCUUGCAUGUGGGGAAAUCUCACUUCAGGAUUCACAAGAUCAAAUCGAAUAUCCAAUCUAACAACAAACAGCAUCUUUGACUGGUUGUACGUAUUGGAGGCUUUAGUUGUCCAACAAUAAGCAACCAUGUUCAGCUGGCUUGGAACAGAUGACAGGAGGAAGAAGGAGCCAGAAGUCUUCCAGACCGUCAGCGAAGGACUGAAGAAGCUUUACAAAACCAAACUCCUGCCACUGGAGGAAAGCUAUAAGUUCCACGAGUUCCACUCCCCGGCUCUGGAGGAUGCUGACUUUGACAACAAGCCCAUGGUCUUACUGGUGGGGCAGUACUCCACUGGCAAAACGAGCUUCAUACGCUACCUGUUGGAGCAGGAUUUUCCAGGAAUGAGGAUCGGCCCCGAACCCACCACGGAUUCCUUCAUCGCGGUGAUGCACGGCGACACAGAGGGAGUCAUCCCCGGCAACGCUUUGGUGGUUGACCCCAAGAAGCCGUUCAGAAAGCUGAACGCGUUCGGAAACGCGUUCCUCAACAGGUUUGUGUGUGCCCAGCUGCCUAACCCAGUGCUGGAAAGCAUCAGUGUGAUCGACACACCAGGGAUUCUGUCUGGAGAGAAACAGAGAAUCAGUCGAGGCUAUGACUUUGCGGCAGUCCUGGAGUGGUUUGCGGAGCGAGUGGACAGGAUCAUAUUACUGUUUGACGCCCACAAACUGGACAUCUCUGAUGAGUUCUCAGAGGUGAUAAAGGCCCUGAAGAACCAUGAGGACAAGAUCAGGGUUGUGCUGAACAAGGCUGAUCAGAUAGAGACCCAGCAGCUGAUGAGAGUCUACGGUGCCCUGAUGUGGUCACUAGGGAAAAUCGUCAACACCCCUGAGGUGAUCCGUGUCUACAUCGGUUCAUUUUGGUCCCACCCUCUGUUGAUCCCCGACAACAGGAAGCUGUUUGAGGCCGAGGAGCAGGACUUAUUCAAGGAUAUUCAGUCUUUACCGAGAAAUGCGGCACUUAGAAAACUCAAUGAUCUCAUCAAGAGGGCAAGGCUAGCCAAGGUCCAUGCCUACAUCAUCAGCUCACUGAAGAAAGAGAUGCCCUCUGUGUUCGGGAAGGAGAACAAGAAGAAAGAACUGAUCGCCAGUCUGGGAGAUAUCUACAAGCGCAUUGAAAGAGAACAUCAAAUAUCACCUGGAGAUUUCCCAAAUUUGAAGAAGAUGCAGGACCAACUCCAGGCUCAGGAUCUCACCAAAUUCCAGCCUCUGAAACCCAAACUCCUCGAGGCAGUUGACGACAUGCUAGCCAAUGACAUUGCUAGCUUAAUGAUCCUGGUCCGUCAAGAAGAAACACAGCGCCCUAACCCAGUUGUGAAGGGUGGUGCAUUCGAUGGCACUCUGGACGGCCCAUUCGGCCACGGGUACGGCGAAGGAGCCGGCGAAGGCAUUGACGAAGCCGAGUGGGUCGUUGCACGUGACAAACCGGCUUACGAUGAGAUUUUCUACACAUUAUCUCCUGUCAACGGAAAGGUGACAGGAGCCAACGCCAAGAAGGAGAUGGUGAAGUCAAAACUGCCCAAUACAGUGCUGGGAAAGAUCUGGAAGUUGGCAGAUAUCGAUAAGGAUGGGAUGCUGGAUGAUGAGGAGUUUGCGCUGGCCAAUCACCUGAUAAAAGUGAAACUGGAAGGACAUGAACUACCAUCAGAGUUGCCUGCACACCUGGUGCCCCCAUCUAAGAGGAAAAUACCUGAGUAAAUGUAAGAUUACCCCAAUUCCCUGCUCCAUAACCUGUAAGUAGACCCUACCCCCAUCCCCAGAGAAAAGUAUUUCCAUUUAAAAGAGGAAGUUUCCUGUAGCAUUAUAGCAAAAAACUACAAAUUUAAAAGUAGACUACAUCUCCAAAUCCAACCUGCCCUGUUGCUUCAUCCACACUGCUUCAUCUGCAGUCUUUCUUUAAGUUCAAGAGGCAAAUAUUAGAAGUAUUCGGUUAUUCAAAUAAAAUCAUGCUAGCUGAAGCUCAGUGGCAGCAAACCUUUGUGUGAUGAUAAAAAACAAGGUUUGUCUUUUUUUUUUUUUUUUUUUUUUUUUUUUACACAGCACUCUGUAGAUUUGACUUGAAAACAGGAUGACAUUUGGAUUUAAAUGUAACAUUUCUGCAGUGCUGAAAUGAGUUUUACCAGGGUAGAAAACUGGAUGUGGAUGAGUCAAAGUCAAGUCUUUAAACCAUUCAAAGAUGAGAUAUUAGGAGUUGUUAGUAGGGUAGGUGUUAGGGUUAGGGUGGUGAGUAAUGAAAAACAAAUUACAAAAGUCUGAAACAAGAAACACUGGAAUAUAAAAAAAAAAAAAUCUAAGUUGGGCUAAACUACUGGAAGGCAAUGGAGAUGCAACAAUGUGAAGAGAAAAAAAAGGGAGAGAAGAGGAAGAAAAUGUUGUUGGAAGGAUUAUUUUGGGAGAUGGGUAUAAAAAUCCAAAUAAACAGUUUAUCCCCCUUAAAACUGUCUCUAUAAUAAGAACUAUUAUUAUACUAUUAUCUGUAAUCAGCACAGUAAAGUCAUGUUUGACUGCAGUAUUUCACACGACCACCAAAACAUUUCACAGCCCUUGUAUCUCGAGGUCCUGCAUUAUUUUUGGUCUCCUGGCAUGGCUGAGCAGUCUGGCUUUUGUUUCAUGGCGACAUAUUAAGCAACUACAAAGAUUUCCUGUCAAAUAGCUUGAGAAUACACACAGACAUGCCAAUGUGUAAAAGCACACGCACAGAAAACGAGCACCAUCUCUGGGUUUGGAUUUUGUGACCAGACUGCGACAGAGUGGAGCACUUUGUUGUGCAACACCUCCAGGUAACACAAAAAGAAAAUGGUCUAAGUAAACCACUAACGUUUGAAAUUUUUUAAAAAUGUGAUGUGCUAAUGUUAGUGUUUGUGUGUGGGAUAGAGUUUACAACAUCACCAUCAUGCAUUGUAGUAUGGACAUUGAGAGGAUCUUUCGCAAUGAAGGAGGAAAUGUUUGUUUAACGGGAAACAAGCAGGGGAGGAGCUGAGAAUGUUAAGUGGUUUAUCUCUUCAAGGAUUUUUAAAUACUUCUGAAUUACAUUAACAUAUUUGAAGAUACUGUGACUAUGAUAUAAAACCAUACUAUGGGGUAUUGUUUGAACACAUCAGUGUGCUGAUAUUCUCAGUAAAAAAAAAAGUAUUGUGAGGACUUUGAAUGUUGUACGUGCGUUCAUGGUUCUGUGUGGGCACAUCCUGAUUAUUCUAUGUAUGCAUAUGAACUCAUGUAUCGGUGUUAUUAUUUGUAGCAUAUAUGUAUUAUGUCUUAAGCAUUACACAGGCUACUGAGUUGGGAUUCUUCCACUGGGUUAUGAAUUGAAAACUGAUGAAUCAGUUUAUUGCUCGUUAACCUAACCUUGCAGUCCAGAGAGUGAACACAUAGCUUUUUGCUUCCUUUGUGAUGAUAACAAACACUAAUCCACACAUUUUUCAAAAUGUUUCUUUUUGUUCUUGAGGGAAAAAAUUGGCUUUCUAUUUCAUGUAUUUAAAUUGUACACAUGUAAUAAAUAAUGUUUCUCAUGUAUUACUGUAGCAUUAUGCCAGUAUAUGUAUGUAUGUAUAUUUCACAUUAGGACCAUAGUUUUAAUGAGCCUCUAUCAUAAGAUGAAACACUUAACUAACUAAAAUUUGAUUCCCAUAUGGUAAGACACUAAUGUGUUGGUAGUGACACAGUAUUUACCCAUUUUGAGCUUGACAAUUGAUUUAACUGAAAUAUUUCCAGUUUAUGGCCAUGAAUGCCCCUCCCUGUGUAUCUCUGUGCUGUUACUGUGAAUCUGAUUUACAUAAGAAGAUUGCUUGCAUUCCAUGAACACAAACUGGGAAAUCAUCCUUCUCAUCCUGCAUUACUUUAUGUAUCACUAGCUCGUAUCUCAUAGAUGAGCCAGAUCAGACAGUAACAAAUGUGCUUGUUGAUUAUGGAUUCUCUGCAAAACAAAGUCCCUGAACUUGAUAAGUUGGUUUCAAUACCAUGACAGAUUGCAACAUAAAAUCCUGUUUUACUGGUAAAUACACUAAGUGGAAACACUGGCGUUAUGGUAUAUUGUCUGUUUUUGAGAUGGUGAUGCAUUGCUUAAUCUGUACUUCACUGCUUUCCUGUCAACAUAAACAGUCUAAAAGUGUAAUAAAGUUCAUUUACUCAA